Molecule: messenger RNA, 9837 nt
Organism: Symbiodinium sp. CCMP2592
Lineage: Eukaryota; Dinophyceae; Suessiales; Symbiodiniaceae
Source: the annotation of a GenBank genome assembly
AUGCUUGCGGCCCGGCAGCCAUGUGCAUACUGGUGCCUCCAGAACGAGAUCGGACAGCAGCUGGACUUUCUUGCGCGCUGCCUUGUUCUCCGUGCCCUUCUGGAUGUUGGGGACGUGGUGCCCGAGGAGCUGCGGUCGCACCCUUGCCCCCUGCGGGCCCGUGGAAAGGAGCUUCGGGCACAAGCUGCCUGCGAAAGCGUGGUGUCGGGCAUGGGGUGUGCUUUCGUCUGCUUGGCAUCGGCAGCGACGAGUCGUGCGACGAAGGCCGUUGUUGUGGCCAACAAACAGGGCGCUUUUUACAACCUCGUGCUGUUGUCCACAUUGGGGACCCAGGCAGCUGCGGAGCUUCUGUUGGGGACGGGUGCGGCGACAGACUCGGACGACCUGCACGAGAAGAUCCUGGAGAUUAGACGGCGCCACCGGGGUAAUCCAGCGGCACUUGUGGAUGACACCGUGCAGGCCGGAGCAGUCUUGAAGCGAAGGCUGCUCGGUGUCAAUGUCAAGGCCGCGUGGCAGCGCCUCCUGGACACUGUACCCGCCAACCCGGCAAAGCCGGCAAUGAAGCGGGGGCCAGAAUGGCGUGCGAAAUCAGGCAUCAUGCAGGACCUCAAAAAGGCCCUGGAGAGUUUGGCCAAAAGCCAGCGGUUGCACAUCCGCAAGAAGAGCGGGGAGCGAUGGGAUCCCACCAAUUGGACUUAUGACGAGAAGCUCUUUGACGACAAGGGGCAGUUGGGAUUCGUCAUCAGGAGCCUGGCUCCUUCGUCGCUGGAUGGAUGCGCGCGGUUAAAGACCAAGACCUGCGUUGUCCUGUCUGUCCAUGCCGCCUUGGCGGAUUGGGACUUGGAGGGCUCGUUGGCUGCAUGGUUGAGCUGGAUUAAGAAAGGGGCUGUGCAGUUGAAGAAGCCAGAUUUGCACGAGCAGCGUAUGGAAGAGGUCCUGCGGAAGAUGAUGAUGGAACACUACCAGCGAGCUAUACGAUGCUUUGCGCACUUCAUGGCCGUCGUAGUUGUGUGUUUCUUCUACCGUGUCGUGCAGCAGCCGGAUUUUGUGACGUCGGUCCAGUUUCUCGUGGUGUUGAUGCAGUAUCUCUGCUCGUGGUGGGUGGCGAGAUCGCAACUCUCCUUCAGCGCGCUUCGACUGAUCACGCUGAUUUCACACGUCGGCCAUGCCUUCUUCAUCAUCAACACACACUUGGCAGAGGAAGCGGACUACAACUUUCUCUCAGUUUUCUCGGCGGCCAUCCGUCUCUGUAUUGCUGCGCUGAUUCACGACCCGCCAGUGCUGAUCCCAUGUCAGACUGCGGUUUGCAUGGUGGAAGUUGCAUGCUACUUCGGACUGGAGGGGACACGAGCCGGUCCUCCGUGGCACUUCCUCGUCGGUCAGGCUGUCAUUCUGGCCUUGGUAUUCGGAGUCGCAAUUAUGGUCCAGGAGUGGGCGCGUACUUGCAUCAAGGCUUCAUUCCAGUCGGCCGACGCGAAUCUAUCUUUGGAGGGCUUCCAGCGAGUCUUGCGAAGCGUUUGCGAUGCGGACGUCCUGCUGGAUGAGAACUUCCAGAUCGUUGGGGAUAACACUCGCUUGAGACGCGUCUUGGCGACACCCACGGAUCUUCAAGGCGUAAAGUUUACCGACCUCCUCGACCAGGAUGGAAAAACGCAGUUCGAGAAAUUCGUCCGGAAGUCAUGCAGUGCAAACCAAAAACCGAAAGCGAGGGAGGAACAGGAGAAAAGUUGCAGCAUUCCGCCGUGCCUGCGCGUCUCACUGCCAAGUGCGUACUCGCGGGUCGGUGUGGACAUUUUCCAUGUUCCCGUGCCACGAUUUUUGGAUGCUGCAGGACCCCAUCACUUGUUGGCAUUUACGGAAGAUCCGGAUACGAGGCUGCAGCCGGAUGCCACUUUGGGAGCGAUCCCCGAGUCCCUCUCCAUGUACUCCGAAGAGGACCUUGAUGGCAUGUCCACGGUCGCAGAGUCGGAGGCGGCGGGCCGCCUACUCAAAGCACAGUUUGAGCAGUUCGAUGCUGUGCAGGUUGGGGGCAAGCUGUACGCCUCGAAGAGGAAAGCCAUAAAGCCAGAAGCAUGGUCCGAAGCUUUAAGCUUCGCUGCGGCAGCCGAGACGAAGCUCAGCCAGCUACCGGCCAUCCCCGAUCGGAUUCCGCUCAAGUCGAACUUGAAGUCGAGAAGCACGGCGGGCAAGGAACCUUUGAGUUCUAUGGAGGCAUCGCGGCUCCUGGAUGCUCCGGCGUCUUCUACCAGUCGACCACCAGCCUCGCUGGAGGCCACAGCCAUGCAGGGCCAGGUGGAGGCAACGAUGCCACCAACGAUCCCUGACCUGGGUGGCAGACCUGGAGCUGGAAUAGCGGCGGCAGGCGAGGAGACGGCGGCUACAUAUGAGUUUUUUACCCCGCGGUCAAGAGGAGUGGGGAAUGUGGGUCAAAAUAAUUGGAUGGGCGUCAUGGAAGGACUACCACGAUGGGUGAGCCGGUUGGGUUCGUACCUGGCAGUGGGACAUGAUCAGCUGGCUCCCAGCCCGCUGACCGGCGAGACACCGCCGGGAGGACGACCUUUCGUUCUGAGGUCCCCGCAGAGGUUGCUUCUGGAAGACUCAGAGUCUCGAAAUCAGCAGCUACAGCGGGAGUUGGAUGAAGUGAGAAGAAGUCGGGAUGCGCUGCAGUCUGCAACUACAGCUCCGGUUUGUUGCGAUCAUUACUGGGAGGUCCUCGACAACGCACGCCGAAUGCAGCAACUUCAGCAACUACAGGCGCAGGCCCUUACAAAAACCUCGGCAUCUGGGCCAGCGGAAUCCCUGAAGGCCGGGACCACGAGUUUAGCACAAUUACCAGAUCACAAGGGAGGCGCCGAGGCAUCUCUUAGAUUCAGCGACUGGUUGGAAAUCACUACCACUGCGAUGACGGAUGUCAGCGAGAAGUCGGGCCAGUGGUGGGGAGCAGUCUUGAUGGUGGUCCGAGCCGCUUACAGCCGAUGGCUUGCAGCAUCUCAUUUGGAGAGGUUAGCAAUCACCCCGGAAGGCAUGGACGAGCUGUGUCAGGACCCGUGGAGCCGGAUGAAUGCGAGAGCCUGUACAAUGCUUCUGGGAUCAAUGCCACAGGAGAUCAAGGGUGACAUGGUGGCGCAGCAGUUGACUCAGAGGGCUCCCGCGAUGUUGUUUCGGCUGUUCAUUUGGUUCCAGCCGGGCGGAUCAGCGGAGAGACAAGAAGUGCUGAAGAGGCUGCAGUCUCCGCAGGAGUAUCUUGCAGGCGACAGCGUGGAGGCGGUUCUAGCAGAGGUCAGGAGUUGGCCGAGGUGGUUGAGUCGGUGCCGGACAAUGGGAAUGAGUCCACCGGACCCAUUGGUCAUGAGCAGGGGGCUACAGGCCCUAACCGCGAAGUCGAUCAACUCCUCGGCCGAUGCAUCGUUCCGAACAAGCAUGCUGAGGUCGACCUACAGGUUGGAUGGACAACCAACACUGGAACAAGUUCAGGGAUACCAAAGACACCUACAGGCGGAGUUGGAGGGGAUCGCUGGGUCCCAGCGAGCUACACCAUCCCAGAGUACGGGGGUGGCUUUGAAAGCAAUGGACGCGUCUUCGCCUACGGCAUCGCCAAAGGGACCAAAGGGCCGGGAGAAGAGCCAGGAGUUGUGCAGGUACUUCGCAAAGCCGAAUGGAUGUAAAAGAGGGGACAAGUGUGCCUACAGCCACUCAAUGAGUGGUAUGGAAAAGGAGGCGGCGCAGCAGGUGAUCCACGCGCAGGCCCCGGCUGAUGGCGAAAGCUCCCCUGAGAAGACCAAGGCGGAAGUUCGGGUCCUGAGCCUUUGUGAUGUUCGGGUGUCUGCAAUGGACAAGUCGACUACGGCUCUUCUCGACUCGGGUGCUACCCACUGCCUUCGGAAUGCGCACGACGAGGAGGAGUGGUUGCAAUCGGAGGAGGUCAUAGUUCAGCUCGCCGGCAACAACUCGCUGACAAUGAAGCUGGGAUCCGGAGGUUCUUUGUUAAUGCCACCCAGGAGCAGAACUUCAUCCACUACCACGACGGUGACUCAAGGACAAACGAUAGUCCCCUUAGGGGAACUGGUGAAAACCCUUGGCUACUCUUUGGACUGGUCUCAAAGGGGAUGCUUCCUUAUCGAUCCUGACGGAGUGCCGCGGUCACUUGGUGUUUGUGGAGGGUGUCCUCUGAUACAGGAAGCGGAAGCCUUGGCAAUGAUUUCACGGUUGGAGGACCGAAAAAGAGAGAUGCUGGAGAACGCCACGGCGAUCACGCAGGAUGUGGUGGAGGCGUCUGAGCUCAUGAUGGAGGAUUCGUGGAGGAGCCAUUUGAGGUCGUAUGUGAGCAAUGGGUCUAUGGAGGCAGGACUACGGGCGAUAAGGGAUUCGCCGAUGUUGUCAGAGUUACCCGGGGAAUGCGUGGGAGGUUUGGUACAGGAGAACCUGAUGAACGACGAGUGGAAGGUCUUCAAGGACAUCGAGUACCUCAGCAGACCCCAGAGGAGGAGAUUGUGGACCUCAAGACGGUGGAUAGUCCAUCUUUAUGCCGGUAGCCCGGGACACUUUCAGGUGUACCAGCUCGAUGAAGGCGAUACUGUGGUGGUGGAACUGGACGUCCAAAGGAACCGCGCCCAUGAUGUGAUGAGAGCUUCUACGUGGAAGUUGUUGUUGUGGGGCGCAAUGCAUGGGAGAAUAGAGGCCUUGAUAGGAGGGCCCCCAGGGCGGUCGAGCCUGGGACGCCAAGUCAAUGACGAAGUGGUGUGGGACAACAAGUCCCUGGCAGCGAUCACUCGGAUGUUGUGGUUGUAUGCAGUGGCAGAAGAGGGACGGGCCCUCAACGCCCGAGGGGCGGAUCGAGGAAGACCUGUCGCCUUCAUGUUGGAACAUCCGCCUGGAGUCCCAGGUGAUGUUUCGUUGGGAACAGCGCCGCGGAGAAGAGCGUUGUGGGAUACCUCGAUGUGGAAGUCAUUCCAGGAGGAGUACGAGAUGACAAAGGUCACCUUUGACCAACGGGCGAUGGGAUCAGAUGGGUCGUUGCCUACAACAUUGGGGACCAACGUCUACUACCUACAGGGGCUCCAGGGUGAAGGCUUGGAGUGUCCUGUGGAAGAAGGAGGAAGCGAUACGAGCGGGACUUGGUCGGAGGGUCUUACAAAGGCCGUGGUGAUGGCAAUGACGUUUUGGAGAAGACAUCCCGCUACUACCCCGCGAUUAUGUCCUAUGACGGCAGCACAGUGGAAAAGGCAUGUCGAUAGCAACCACCUCGACUACAAUCGGGAAUGCCUAACCUGUGUUUUGGCCCGAGGAACAGGGCGUCGGCACGCUCGAGUUCGUCAUCCGGAUAUGUUCACCCUCACGAUUGACAUCGCUGGGCCAGUGAAGCCGGGUUUGGACUGUACUUCGAAGGGCACUCAGGGUAAGGGGCUCCGCUACUUGAUGGUGGGCAAGUACACUCUGCCGAAGGAGUUCGUGAAGUCCUAUAGUGGCCGGAAACCACCUGAGGAUGAUGGUCUUCAAGAUCCCUUGGACGUUGAAGACACAAGCAAAGGGCCAGAAGUGGGUGAGCAAGGUCGUGAUAGCAAAGAAGAUGUGCCAGGUGAGCAAGGUCGUGAUAGCAAAGAAGAUGUGCCAGGUGAGCAAGGUCGUGAAGGUGAUGGUGAUCAAGUCGUGGAACAGCCUAGCCUUAUCGGAGCUACCGAGAAGCAGAAGGAGAUCCUGAAAGACUACGAGUGCUCGGAAUACGAGCCAUCACUUCCAGGCGAUGAUGAAGACGUUCCACAUGAGGAGGAUCAACCAGACCAUGGCGGGCACGAUCGUGAAGACUGCGAACCUCCUGAGAGUACGGUACUCAUGUUCGCCAAGGCCCUGAAGACCAACGCAGGUGCAGAAGUGAAAAGUGCGAUUCAGGACAUUGUUCUCUACCUCGAUGCUCACGGGCUUCCUACUUAUCGGUUUCAUGCCGAUCGUGGAGAAUGCUUCAGUCACAGCAUCCGUGGAUGGCUACGAGAUCGACACAUAAGGGCUUCGUGGUCGGAGGCAGGCGUGCCUCAAGGAAAUGGGCGCGCAGAGGCGGCAGUGCGAUGGGUCAAGGACCGGACGAGGACGCUGUUGUUGGGGAGUUCAUUGCCUACGACUUUGUGGCCCACGGCGGCGGAAACAGCGGUGGCACAGCAGAGGGCACGAGUAUUGGGAUGGAAGUCCAAACUUAUUGCCCCCUAUGGAGCGGCGGUCUUAGUGAAGGAGAAGGCCUUUGAUGCUCAAGGACCCCGUCGACGUGACAAGGCGUUCGAGACCAAGUGGAUCCGAGGACGUUAUGUUGGACUCAGCAAUCUACUUGAAGGAGGCCAUGUUGUACAUGUUCCGGAGUCGGAAGCAAAGAAGGGCCACUUCCUACAUACUUUCCAUGUGAGACCUCGACUAUAUGACCCAGGACCUCCCGAAGAAGAGUUGGAAGUGGUAGACCCACCUAAGCCCAGGAGGAGAGUUGUGGCCAAAACUCCAACUAGCAACGUCGAGAUGAAGGUCCUGGCCCUCAAUGAAAGUGAGCUGGGAGCAUAUGCUAAAACCAAGGCAAAGCUUAUCCUCGAGGACUGGGAAGCUGGCUUCUUUGAGGACAAGAAGUUCGGAGUCUAUAGGCAUGGUGGGAGUGUGGGAUGGAUGAAGGGCCUACCCGACCAUCCUGAACUGGGAACGCUGUUGUCCAGAAUCAUAUUGGAGUUCUCCCCGGAAGCGACCUUUACCUCUAUUAUGGUUUCGAAGGACUGUGAUCGGGGCUACCACAAGGACACGAACAAUGACAGCAGUACUAAGAACUAUAUAGUCCCAAUCAGGACCCCGGAGCGAGGUGGAGCGUUGUGGGUAGAGCUACGGCCUGGUGAUCUUCUGGUGGGCGAUAUUCUACAGCGGGCCGACCCGCAAGGGCGAGUUCACUAUGGACAGGUCCACGAGAUGAAAGAGGGAAGGACCGUGGAGCUAGAUCCAAGGCGAGCACACGAAGUUCUGCCAUGGGAGGGAACUCGCAUCAAUCUCAUAGCCUAUACCCCGGACAGCCUGGGGAAACUUUCCUAUGAAGAUGUGAAGGCCCUGGACUCCUACGGCUACCCAACACCGUUGUCACAGUUGCCAGAGUACUUUGUGAAGAUUCAAGAGUCAGGCCCCCGGUUGGACAGGGUAGAGGUCCAGGAGGAGCAGGUCACAAACACCGAUGAGGACGGCGGCUUGAGCGACGAUGAUUGGGAAAUGUUCGUCGAAGCGGAAAAGGGACGCGUCAAAGUGGGAAGCUCGUCAAAGGGGAGCCUGCGUCAGGACUUUCCCAGAGUGAACAAAACGGAGGUGACCUACACGAAGGACGUGGAGCAGAUCCUGACCAACCUCACGGAGCCCCUCCAGGUGACCUACACAGUGGAUCCACGUGAGGCACUAUUGCAUCUGGAUGAGUGGAAGGAAGCCAUCGCCAAGGAGGUCAAGGGGAUUGAAGUAGCAAUCCGGAGACUAAUGCCCGGGACACCAGAGAGGGCGCUGUGGCUUCAGAAGAAGGGUGUUCAACGUCUACCAACCAAGCUGGUCUAUACCAUCAAGCCGAACGAUGCAGCUGAUCCAGCCGACAAGAAAACAUGGUUCCGAAGGAAGGCUCGAUUAGUGGUUUGUGGAAACAUGGCGACGAGCUCAAUGUCCGACUACUACUGUGAAACGGCUCCUACGGAGGCUGUGCGGGCAGGAUUGGCUAUGUCACGCUCCCGAUGUUGGCAGGUGGCACUAAUUGAUGUGGUCGCUGCCUUUAUCCUCACCCCGAUCGGCGAGUCAGUGCGAGAUCCAAUUAUUGUGGUUUGCCCGCCAAAGGUGUUGGAGAGGCUAUCAUUGACUUUGCCUCAAGAGCUGUGGGGUUUGAUUAGGGCCCUAUACGGCUUAAGGGAGGCACCAAUGCUCUGGUCGGCCUACCGCGACAGGACGAUGGCUAGCAUGGUUACGCCGUCUGGGUGGCGCUUCAAGCAGGGCAGAACUGUAACAUGUUGGUGGGUGGUUACAGACGAGUCGGGGGAGAUGAAGGCGUUGAUCAUCAUAUACGUUGAUGACAUGUUAAUCAUUGGGCUGGAGGACGCGGUGAUGGAAGUGGCCAACUUGGUGCAGAGUGUAUGGGCCACAAGUCCGUUGACCUUUUUGCGGCGAGAUAAUCCACUCAGGUUCCUUGGUAUGGAGCUGUCUAUGACCGAUGAUGAGUCAAUGAUUCUGGUGGGACAGCAAGCCUACAUCGAGGAGUUGUGUCGCAACUACGGUAUCCAGAGGUCCGACAAGAUCCCUGUAAGCAAGGAGACCGCCAGCUUCAGCGUGAUAGACGGGGAUAUGGAAGCAGAUGAGGGUGGCGUUGCUCAGGCUCAGCGGGUCACAGGAGAGUUGUUGUGGAUAUCCCAGAAGACCCGGCCAGACCUGUCGUAUGGAUGCUCGUUACUGUCUUCGCUUACCCUUAAGGCCCCGUACCGAGCGGUGGAGGUGGGAACAAAGAUGAUCAGGUACCUAUAUGGAACCAAAACGUGGCGCAUGUCCUUCCGCGGGGGAGACAACAGCCUCACCAUGUUUCCCGACGCCGCCUUCGCGCCGGAGAGUGAAAGAAGCCAUACAGGAUGGUUGGUGGUAUGGGGAAAGAACCCCAUUGCAUGGCGAUCGUCGCGCCAGUCAACUAUAGCGCUGUCAACGGCGGAAGCGGAGCUGACAGCUAUCCUGGAAGGGGCCGUAGCUUUGUUGGGGAUAGAAACUCUUUUGGUGGACCUCUCGGAGGAGAUUGAGACGAAGAGGGUUGGAUCCGACAGUAUCUCUGCACUGACCAUCAGCGCAGGGAACGGCUCAUGGAGGACACGUCACCUUAGACUAAAGUCAGCAUGGCUGCAGGAGAUGAUCACCGCAGGCGCGAUCGAGGGGUUCCACGUUCCGGGGCUGGUCCAACCAGCUGACCUGUUAACCAAGGCAUUGGCGGGACAACGAAUACGAGAUCUACUACAACGAUGGAACAUGAUUGGCGAUGGAGUUCCGGUUCAUGGUCAUGGAGUCAAAAGCACAGCCGCAGUUUCGGAAAAAAUGUUGGUUGCCACUAUAUGCUGUUUGAUGGUGACAAUGGCAUCGGGGCAACCUGACCGAGAGCGACGCAUCUCCAUCGACUGGGACAUGGCGGGAAUAUUCAUGGUUCUCCUAAUGGUGUUGGGUGGACUGGUUAUAUGGGAGGGACUGAAAUGGAUUGUGGCAGAGCUCUCGCAAGAGUGGCUCCCAGGAGCUUCCAAGCGGAAGUUGAGGAAGCUUCGCAAAUUGAGGGAUGCUACGACACAGGCGAUCGAACGAGAGCUGGAGCGCAUACGCGCUGAGGCUGCUGUCGAACCUACGGUGGGGAACAACCCCAUCACGACACCGAGUACGCCUACGAGUCCGAGGAGGUCGCCUAUAUCGCAACCGUCCACCAUGAGGGUUACAACACCCCCAAGAACACAGCCCUCAAGGGGAAGAGAGCAGUCCGGCGAGAAUCACCGGCCGAUGCUGCUUUCCCCUACACCAAGCCAAGGAGGCGACGAUCCUACCGAGGUCCUGAGGGUCAGCGUUGACGUAGCUGGACUGAUGAGAUGCGAGGAGCUCCGGGAAGCUUUGCGCGUUAACGGCCUUCAGACUUCAGGGCUGAAGGGAGACCUUGCAGCACGACUUGGAGGAGCAAUGGCAUCUACGUAUGGCCAGGCAAAUCUUCCUACGGUCAGGCAAUACAAAUACCUGUUGUGGCUUUGGCGCCAUCGAAACCUACAAGGUCGGACUUUGCUUUCGUGGAGCAACAUAGCGGAUCGCCAGGCAGCAUCCAGAACCAUCAACAACUGGGAUCGACUAUGA